AUGGCUAAGGUUGAUAGAAUUGAUCACAGGGUUAAGGAGUACCUUGAAGAUGCAGGUUACGAAAAGUUGUCAAGAGUUCAUGCAAGAGUAAACAGAGGUAGAAUGAUGACUUCAAACAUUGUAGAACGUAUCAAUGGUUGUCUUGUUGAAGCACGCCAAUUAACUAUAUUAGAAUUCUUGGAAGAGGUUAGAAUUCUUUUUGGAUCUUGGCAUUGGAAAAACAGAGAAGUAUCCACAUACACAAAGGACACAUUAGGGAGAAAAUUUGAGGAAUUGUUGAUUAUAAACGCGGCUAAAAGUUCAAAAAUGGAGGUUAUUCCAUCAUCUGAAUUUAUUAUCUCAGUUUAUGAAAAUGGAAGAAGAUAUAUUGUUUGUCUUGAGCGAAAAGUAUGUUCUUGUGGUAGAUUUCAACUAGAUGAGAUACCUAGUUCACAUGCAAUCGCUGUAUUGAAAAAAAAGAAUGUCACAGAUAUGAAUCCGUAUUGCUCUAAUUAUUACAAGCCUGAUGCAUUGACAAAAACAUAUGAAAUUCCAAUGGUACCAAUGCCAGAUAAGGAAGAUUGGUCAGAUCCUAAUAAUGUGGUAGCUGAAACUGUGUAUCCACCUAGAUAUAGAAGAUCAUCUGGACGACCAAGAAAAAAGAAGAAGAAAGAAUGCAGAUGA
Molecule: messenger RNA, 663 nt
Organism: Solanum lycopersicum (tomato)
Lineage: Eukaryota; Viridiplantae; Streptophyta; Magnoliopsida; Solanales; Solanaceae
Source: RefSeq, a predicted model, not a curated record